AUGGCCCUAGAGCUGCUUAGUCUCAUUGCUGCCCUGGUAAUUCGACACCUGCCUGAUGUGCCCAUCCUCUUACGCAUCGGCAUCCACUCGGGUAGGUUCAUUUCUGUGAAUAGUAAUACGGAAUGGUAA
Molecule: messenger RNA, 129 nt
Organism: Dibothriocephalus latus
Lineage: Eukaryota; Metazoa; Platyhelminthes; Cestoda; Diphyllobothriidea; Diphyllobothriidae
Source: the annotation of a GenBank genome assembly